UUUCGCCAAUUACUAAACAGGACAGGUCGUGUCAUCAUUGAUCGACACAAAAGAAAGCAAAAUACUCAUUACAAGAUUGAAACAGAAAAUUAUUACUAUGGCAACAGAAACAGGAGGAGCUGCUAGGCAACCAGCAGAAGAAAACAAUAGUGAUGCUAAUACAGAUGCUGUUACGUUGUCUGUAACUCAAGAAACUUCUGCUGAACAGAGACCCUCUCAACCUCCAUCCUAUGACAGUAUCUACAAAGAUGGCCCCCCUUCAGAGUAUCUUCAGCAAAGUAAUGCUUACAUCAUUGCCACUCCUAGUGUCCCGCCACCCCUGCCUUCUCCACUUAUGGCAGAAAUAGAGCGAGAUCGUGUACAUAGAGAGAGAAAUCGCCAGAAGAUGGGGCCAUCACUCUCACAGCGCACACGAGUCAAACUUGUGGGUUGUGUGAUAUUUGGUAUAAUGGCUGUUGUCGUCAUAGCAGUGGUCCUCUCACGGGACCAUAAGUCUAAAGGGAGUGAGACUAGUGGUUGGAAUGCUUGGAGUGAUUAUGGUAGUUGCUCACACACUUGUGACAGAGGAGUGCAGUAUAGAACAAGGUCUUGCCAGGCCCCUGGCUAUUGUGCAGGCACUAGUUCAAAUUCAAGAUUCUGCAAGAUGAAAGACUGUCUUCUCCAAGCUGGUUCAGAGUACGCUUGGAGCGCUUGGACCCCUUGUAGUGUCUCAUGUGGAACUGGCACCCAGUUCAAAUUCCAAUACUGCAAGGAUGGUUUCACAUGUGAUGACUUUUAUGCUGACAAACCCGAGAGUAGGGAGUGCAACACACAACUUUGCGAAGCUCAAGAGGAUGACGAUGAGGAAGCAUUCCCAGAACCUGAACCAAAUAAACCCAAAUACAGUUCAUGGGAAGCCUGGACACCAUGCUCCAAGUCAUGUGGCUCAGGGCUGAAGUCAAGGUCACGAACCUGUGAGGACCCUCCAUACCUCUGCUCAGGGGUAGAUUCUGAAACAACCUGCUGUAACAUCGAACCCUGUGUGGAGGAAACUGCUUGGAUUGGUGAUUGGUCAAACUGUUCAAGUAAAUGUGGGGUUGGAGUUUCCCAUCGUAGAUAUAACUUUAGUUAUGACCAAGUGAAAUAUGUAGAGAAGCCAUGUUAUACCCCAUGUUUGGGUGAGUCCAACUGGAUGCCAUGGGGUUGUUGGGUAUGUAUCGGGCAGACAUCAUACAGAAAUAGAACAUGUGACAAACUGGGACCUAAUAGUUGUGCAGGUGAACCAGUUCAGGGUGAUGGAACGUGUCGAUUUGAUAACUACUAAAGUGCAUAGUUAUUUUUCAGGAUUUUCAUUUUUUAUGAUGACCAUGAUAUUUAACAGAAUAUCAAUACUGUAACUCAUUCCAAUUAUUGUUAAUGCACUUUUCUCCUUUAUGAGAUGAAAACUAACCUCAAUAAUCAAAUGUAUUUAGUCCUUUUAAUAGUAAGAUAAUGAACAUGAAGGUUGGACCAGCUGAUCUGAACUAAGUCAAAUAUAGGUAACUUACACUUUGUGGCAGUGAACUCAAACGAGGAAUGAAAACAUUGUAAAUCUCCUCUGGAUUAGUUUCAUCAAUGGGGAACAUUAGUAUCAAAAGUAAGUUACUUAAAAUCAGAGGUUUACUAAUAUCAAACAAAUUUUGUUAACCAUCUUGGAUGAUACUAACUCCAUUUUAUAUCGUCCUGCUCUGGACAA
Owenia fusiformis is the source of this 1714-nucleotide messenger RNA. The record is from the annotation of a GenBank genome assembly. Lineage: Eukaryota; Metazoa; Annelida; Polychaeta; Sabellida; Oweniidae.